AUGCAGCGCACUGCAGUAAAGCGGCAGCCGUGGACCAAAGACGCGGCUACACGGCGCCAGACCACAUUGGUGCAGCAGCGAAAGGCUCGGCGGGAUCUUACAGCACACGCGCGUCGAUUGGCUCAGCAUGAAGAUUCCCUGGCUAAUCAUGACAGAGACGAAGGCACGGAACCAAUGGACGACAUCGCGUCAGUAUCAAAGCGCCGCACCCGCGAGGAUCGCGUCAAGCAGCGACGCGAGUACUAUUCGAAACAAUUGAUGACGCCUGAAUGGCUUCUUGAUGUGCCCAAGGAUCUCAACGGCAUGGGAAGCGCUUUAGGCGAGGGCUGGUAUGUUCUGCCGCGUCCUGAAGGCAAGCGUUGCCUCGUAGUGGCCAAUGGAGGCAACACAAUUGCGCGAAUCCCAUCGGGAAAUAUACUGAAUAAGUUUCCGUCGGCACUACCCUGCGGCUCAUAUAAAACUAACAAGUCAAGUGAUGGCUAUUGUAUCCUGGACUGUAUUUAUCAAGAGCAAAACGAAACGUUUUACGUGCUGGACAUCAUGUGCUGGAAAGGAUAUUUGCUUUACAAUUGUACUUCAGAAUUUCGACUCUACUGGAUGCGAGACAAAUUAUCGGAAGGAUUGACGGCAACAGUCUCUUCGGCUAAUCCGUUUCGAUUUUUGCCAAUUCCGUGUUACGAAUGCGACCAGGCAGGUAUCAUGGCGGCCUAUUCUACGAUGUAUCCAUUUCAUAAGGAUGGACUACUCUUCUACAUGAAGGCAGGCCACUAUGAAAUGGGCCUCUCACCGCUUGCACUGGUAUGGAAAGACUCGAUGACAAGCCGAUUUUUCUCUUCGACAAAGCCAUCCAUUGUGCUUCGUCUAGAGCAAAACAACGAAUUUCUGACGCUGGAAGGCAUCGCACUUUUUGCCGCUGAUCAACAAUAUAUCCAUCAGUUCGAGCUGAGCGAGGGAGAUCUUGCGAGCUUUUCAUACGAUCAAUAUGAAGAUGAUGACAAGCAACCUCCACACCUUACAGGCAUGACAUUUGUGAAACGGUGCUCUCCUUUGCGAGCCCUUCCAGACAGCUGGACUAAGAUUCUGUUCCAGUUGAAGACGCGAUCGGGUGGGGUAACGAUCGAGCAAAUAUUGGAGGUAUCGCAAUUGCAAACCACCGAGAUUGAGAUGAAAGCAUAG
Molecule: messenger RNA, 1176 nt
Organism: Plasmopara halstedii
Lineage: Eukaryota; Oomycota; Peronosporomycetes; Peronosporales; Peronosporaceae
Product: m3G-cap-specific nuclear import receptor (Snurportin1)
Exons: 6
Coding region: 1-1176 (391 amino acids)
Biological process (GO): snRNA import into nucleus
Cellular component (GO): cytoplasm; nucleus
Source: RefSeq, a predicted model, not a curated record